AUGCCGUCGGAUAUCCGGAAUUUCUUUGGCGGGAAGCCAGAUGGGGCCUUCAGCUCUCCGGCCAAGCCUGCCACCAAAGCAGAGGACUCCUCUACCGCCAGGAAAAAGCGUAGCAGAAAGGUGAUCGAGGACAGCGACGAAGAUGACGUGACACCCGCGAAAGCACCCACUCCGAAAGCGAAGUCCAAGAGUCAACCGAAACCCAAAGAGCCCGAAGGAGAACCCACCACUACGUCUGACUACUUUGCCUCUAGCAAGAAGAAAAAGUCGGCCAAACCCGAACAGACUCAAUCCAACAGUGCCAAUGAUAGUAAGGUCGAGCCUCCAAAAGCUAUGAAGACCGCCGAAUCACGCAACGCCGGCAAGCAAUCCCGGACUACCAUCGAUGAUGAGAAACUUGGCGGUGAUGACAUUUUUGCAAGCGAACACGGCAAGGCCGGCAAGGGAGACGAUGACUAUGUGGCUGCGGAUGACGACGACGACGACUUCGAGAUAUUGGAGGCGAAGCCGGCAAAGGCAGCCCCCAAGAAACCGGCAAAGAAGAAGCCCGCUCACGGCGAAGAGGACGACGUGGUCAUGGAAGAUCUGCCCAAGAUUGCGUCGAAAGCAUCAAAACCGGGCCGAAAGCGCAAAUCAGAAGCUCUCAUCGACGAGGACGAAGAUGACGACUACCAGGACACCAAAAAGUCGACCUCCAAGUCCAAGGCAACAGCGUCUCCCGCCGCAAAGCGAUCAAAGAAGGCCACUCCCAAAACGCAGGAACGAACGGAAAGUAAAGAGAUUCAAGAUAUCUUUGACAGCAUUCCUAUGGUCGAAGCGCCAUCACCACCCCCCAAAACCGGUGAGACCAAGAAGUUUCAGUUUGGAGCACAGCGAUCGCGAACUCCGCCGGCAUCUGGAACAAAGGAGAUGCCAGUUGGGGCAGAAAAUUGUCUCGCAGGCUUGUCGUUCGUUUUCACUGGCAUUCUGGAAACGCUCGGUCGGGAAGAAGGCCAGGAGCUUGUCAAACGGUAUGGAGGCAAGGUGACGGGUGCCCCCAGCUCUAAAACUAGCUAUGUCGUCCUUGGAGGCGAUGCUGGCCCAAAGAAGCUGGAGACCAUCGCGAAGCACAAAAUCAAGACCAUCAGCGAGGACGGCCUCUUCGAGUUGAUUAGGCGCCUACCGGCAAACGGCGGUGAUGGACAGGCUGCAGAGAAGUACGCUGUCAAGAAAAAGGCCGACGAGGAGAAAGUCCGAGCAUUGGCGGCUGAAAUUGAUGCCGAGGAGAUGAAGCGUGCUAUGGAAGAAAGGAAGCGAAAGGAUGCCAUGACUGCCAAAGCAGGCGCCCCGGCUCCUGCUGGCCCGCUGCCCAGCUCACAGGCUAAGCCGGCAGUCGAUGAUCGGCUCUGGACGACAAAGUAUGCCCCCACCUCGCUCAAUAUGAUAUGUGGCAAUAAGGCUGCCGUGGAGAAGAUCCAGAACUGGCUGCGUAAUUGGCAUACAAAUGCCAAGCGCAAAUUCAAGACCCCAGGCAAAGAUGGAUCGGGAGUCUACCGUGCCAUCAUGAUCCAUGGUCCUCCAGGAAUCGGUAAAACUACGGCUGCUCAUUUGGUGGCGAAGCUGGAAGGGUUUGACGUUGUGGAAUCCAAUGCGAGUGACACCAGAAGCAAGAAACUUGUUGAAAAUAGUCUUACCGACGUACUUGAUACAACAUCCCUGCAGGGAUAUUUUGCCGGAGCGGGCAAGAAGGUCGAGAGCGAGAAAAAGAACCUCGUCCUGGUCAUGGAUGAAGUCGAUGGCAUGUCUGCUGGUGACCGUGGAGGUGUCGGAGCUUUGGCUGCCGUCGCCAAAAAGACGCAUAUUCCGCUUAUCCUCAUCUGCAACGAGCGCCGACUUCCCAAAAUGAAGCCUUUCGACUUCGUCACCUACGAUAUUCCGUUCAGACGCCCCACCGCCGAGCAAAUUCGUGCUCGUCUGUCGACUAUCUGCUUCCGAGAAGGCCUGAAAAUUCCACCUCCUGUACUCGAUGGUCUUAUUGAGGGCACCCAUGCCGACAUCCGGCAAGUGAUCAACAUGCUGUCCACCGCAAGGUUGGACCAGAAGAGUAUGGACUUUGACAAGGGCAAGCAAAUGUCCAAGGCGUGGGAGAAACACGUCAUCCUCAAACCCUGGGACAUUGUCAGCAAGAUUCUCAACGCCCAGAUGUUCUCACCAAACUCCAAUCUUACACUGAACGACAAGACUGAAUUGUAUUUCAACGACCAUGAGUUCAGUUAUCUGAUGCUGCAGGAGAACUACUUGAAGACCCGACCCACCCUUGCUUCAAAUUAUCACGGCAGGGAACAGAAACUGAAGCUUCUGGAACUGGCGGAUAAUGCGGCUUCGAGCAUCAGUGACGGUGAUCUUGUCGACCGGAUGAUUCAUGGUACUCAGCAGCAAUGGAGUCUCAUGCCUACUCAUGCUAUUUUCAGUUUUGUGCGGCCGGCCAGUUUCAUCCAUGGCAAUCUGUCUGAUCGGCCCGGGUUCACCAGCUGGUUGGGACAAAAUAGCAAGCACGGGAAAUUGUCGCGUUUUGUUAAAGAAAUCCAAGGGCAUAUGCGUCUCCGAACUACAGGCAACCGGGAUGAGAUCCGUCAACAGUACCUGCCAUUGGUGUGGGAUAAAUCUGUUCGGCGACUGAGAGAUGAAGGUAAGGAGAGUGUCGAGAGUGUGAUUGACUUCAUGGACCAAUAUUACCUUACCCGUGACGAUUUCGACGCCAUGAUCGAGUUAGGGCUGGGGCCAAUGGAUGAGUCAACGGUCAAGUUGGAAACGCAGACCAAAGCUACUUUCACGCGUCUGUACAAUGGGCGCUCACACCCGAUGCCGUUCAUGAAGGCUAGCAGCGUUGUUGCGCCAAAGAAGGGACCCAAGGAAAAGCCGGAUAUCGAAGAUGCUAUUGAAGAAUCCGAUGAAGAAGAGGUUGUCGAAGAAAUCAAGGAUGAAGACGAGGAGCUUGAUCUGAAGAAGGACAAGUAUGUGAGCCAGCCCAAGAAGAAAAAGGCCGCUGCCCCCAAAGGGAAGAAGGCGAAGAAGACGGACGACGAUGUCGUCGAUGACAGCGAGGAGAAGCCCAAGAAGGGCCGCAAGGGCAAAGGCAAGGCCAAGGCGUGA
Molecule: messenger RNA, 3132 nt
Organism: Penicillium lagena
Lineage: Eukaryota; Fungi; Ascomycota; Eurotiomycetes; Eurotiales; Aspergillaceae
Product: replication factor C subunit 1
Exons: 5
Coding region: 1-3132 (1043 amino acids)
Biological process (GO): DNA replication; DNA repair
Cellular component (GO): nucleus; DNA replication factor C complex
Molecular function (GO): DNA binding; ATP binding; DNA clamp loader activity
Source: RefSeq, a predicted model, not a curated record